Molecule: messenger RNA, 1786 nt
Organism: Ilex paraguariensis (yerba mate)
Lineage: Eukaryota; Viridiplantae; Streptophyta; Magnoliopsida; Aquifoliales; Aquifoliaceae
Source: the annotation of a GenBank genome assembly
UGUAUGGGUGAUACGGCAACUAAGCUAUUUUUGAGCAGCCAUGGCAACUAAGCCGAUCUAGCACAAAAAGGUUAGAAAAACACAAUUCAGACACACUAUCAGCUCAAAAUCUUGUUAAGAAGACACAAAAAAGUUGGAGGUUUGAUUUGGGGAUUGGUCAAUUUAUUAUGGGGGAUAACUAUGAGACACCAAAUAUUGUGAAUCUUGAUUUGAAUGUGAGACCAGAUGUUCAGUCUUCACCUGAAAAUGAGCCGGGACCAGAAUUGUUGUCCCAUGUGUCAAUGAACUUGGAGGACUUUUUAGAUGGGCCUGUUCAUAGACUUAGAGAUGCUGGUAGACAGAGGAGGCAACGGUGGCGAUCACUUCGGAGACAAAUUUUUGUUCCACCUGAAACAAGGAACAUGGCUAUGGAAGUGUGGAUGGGAAUGCAAAUCGGUGAGGGUAGUGUUGCUGCUGAGGAAAGGCCUACUGAGGCUGCCAAAGUGUGUGAUGAUAAUAAUCUGUUGGAACGUGAGGCCUUGGGAAAGAAGGAAGAUGAUCAAAGGGGUAAUGGCAAUGAGGGUAGCUUUUUUGAUUGUAGUAUAUGCUUGGACUUGGCUAGGGACCCAGUUGUGACUUGCUGUGGUCACUUGUUUUGUUGGCCUUGCAUUUACCGAUGGUUACAUGUUCACUCAGAUGCCAAAGAAUGUCCUGUUUGCAAGGGAGCGGUGACAAUUAAAAAUGUGACUCCGAUUUAUGGCCGUGCGAAUAAUUCGCAUGAGCCAGAGCUGGAUUCGAACACUAAGAUUCCUCAUAGGCCGCAAGCACGGAGGGUCGAGAGCUGGAGGGAAACUAUUCAAAGGGCUGGUUCCACUGUUCCAAUGGAGGAAAUGAUUCGACAUCUUGGCAGAAGAUUUGAUUGGACCCAGGAUUUGAUGCAAGUUGAGCCUCAGAAUCCUGAUGGUCCCUUAGAAUCACCAGAGAGAAGUAGCUCAUUUGUCAACCGGUAUCUGACUACUAGAGGAAUGCACGGAGAACAGAAUAUGGCUGUCCCACCUGACGAUCUAGUUGACUUAACCCAAAGCAAUCCUACUAAUUUUGGGAUGGGAGAAAAUCGCAGUCUUUCAUCCCCUUUGUAUCGAAGACCACAUUUACAUAGAUCUCCUGCUGUCUCUAACCUUGUUGCACUGAGUUCUGAUGAAAGGUUAACUUUGCCGUAUCUCCAUGCUAGUCUUUUAGGAAGAAAUCAAGAGCAGCCUCCACCUACUGAUAAUAGAGAGAGUCUGUCAAGCAUCGCGGCUGUUAUUCUCUCAGAGAUUCAAACAUUAGAUACUGCUGGUGAAAUAGAUUCUAGAUUGUCAUUUUCUACUUCAUCACCCAGAAGAAGAAAUGAUUCUUUGAGGGUUUCGGAGGGGGACAGUGUAGAUUCUCGUGCACCUAGGAGAAGGAGAUUUAACUGAAUUCAGCUCCCACCCUUUAUUUUCACACUUCAUUUUCACUUAAAGUUGCAAUUCCCACUGCCUUCUGAAGCGAAGAUUGCCUUUGUAUAUAAGCUUCAUUCUGGAAAGAUUUCAAGGUUGAUACAGUGAUUGAUCAUGAGGUAUUUUAUAACAUCUUUAUGUUUUGCUGCUUACGGAAUGCCAUUUGUUAUACUUCUUGUGCUUCUUUAAUUGGUUCAUGCUUUCAAUUUGUAAGUCAAAUCAAUUUCAUAUUGGAGCUAUGAGGCCAACUUUCUAGUUGCCUCUAUAAAUGAUAACUCUGCAAGCUUCAGCUAUGUUUGUAUAUUGGUCGUUCCCUCAAUGAUUUU